Ochotona curzoniae (black-lipped pika) is the source of this 712-nucleotide messenger RNA. RefSeq names its product crystallin beta B3 (gene CRYBB3). The record is from RefSeq and is a predicted model, not a curated record. NCBI's taxonomy places the organism in Eukaryota, Metazoa, Chordata, Mammalia, Lagomorpha, Ochotonidae. The transcript has 5 exons. The coding region runs from base 50 to 685 and encodes 211 amino acids. Gene Ontology annotation, biological process: lens development in camera-type eye; visual perception. Gene Ontology annotation, molecular function: structural constituent of eye lens.
CUGCUGACCGCAUUCUCUUUGGUUUGGAGCAGAGGUGCACCAGGGGACAAUGGCAGAGCAGCAUGGUGUGCCGGAGCAGGCGGCUGCGGGCAAGAGCCAUGGUGGACUUGGGGGCAGCUACAAGGUGAUCGUGUAUGAGCUAGAGAACUUCCAGGGUAAGCGAUGCGAGCUCACGGCCGAAUGCCCCAACCUGACGGAAAGCCUGUUGGAAAAGGUGGGCUCCAUCCAAGUGGAGUCUGGGCCGUGGCUGGCGUUUGAGCGCAGAGCCUUCCGUGGGGAACAGUUUGUCCUGGAGAAAGGUGACUACCCGCGCUGGGAUGCUUGGUCCAGCAGCCGCCACAGCGACAGCCUGCUGUCCCUCCGGCCACUAAACAUUGAUGGCCCGGAGCAUAAGCUGCACCUGUUUGAGAACCCAGCUUUCAGCGGACGCAAGAUGGAAAUAGUGGAUGAUGAUGUGCCCAGCCUGUGGGCUCACGGCUUCCAGGACCGUGUGGCCAGCAUCCGGGCCAUCAACGGGACGUGGGUCGGCUAUGAGUUUCCCGGCUACCGCGGGCGCCAGUACGUGCUGGAACGGGGCGAGUACCGCCACUGGAAUGAAUGGGACGCCAACCAGCCGCAGCUGCAGUCCGUGCGCCGCAUUCGUGACCAGAAGUGGCAUAAGCGGGGCUGCUUCCUCAGCAGCUGAAGGGUCCCUGGGUCCCCUGAGACCCUC